AUGUUGAAAGUUAAAAUAGAUCGUAGCAAACCCAUUCUUGUUGAGGCAAUUGAUGAAAACCUAGACAUACAACACGGAUCUUCUGCUUCCAUAUGUUUUCGCAUUGCCGAUUUAGGUUGUUCAAUCGGACCAAAUACAUUCACCUCAGUGAAGAACCUAAUCGAAGCCAUAAAACAAAAACACCAAAUCGAAGGCCAGACCACUCGCAUCCCAGAAUUUCAAGUGUUCUUCAAUGAUCAUGUUGACAAUGAUUUCAAUGCUCUUUUCACCAACUUCCCACCAGAUAGGCCAAACUUCGCAGCCGGAGUUCCAGGUUCUUUUCAUAGCAGACUGUUCCCAAAGGCCUGCCUUAAUUUUGUUGACUCUGCAAAUGCACUACAUUGGCUUUCUCAUGCUUUUAAUAAGGGGAGGAUUUACUACACAAAUGAACAUAAGGAAGUUGGUGAGGCUUAUUCAAAGCGAUAG
This is a messenger RNA of Ilex paraguariensis (yerba mate), 465 nucleotides long. The record is from the annotation of a GenBank genome assembly. NCBI's taxonomy places the organism in Eukaryota, Viridiplantae, Streptophyta, Magnoliopsida, Aquifoliales, Aquifoliaceae.